Messenger RNA from Colletotrichum chrysophilum, 585 nucleotides. RefSeq lists its product as uncharacterized. The record is from RefSeq and is a predicted model, not a curated record. The transcript is spliced from 2 exons. Gene Ontology annotation, molecular function: RNA binding. The coding region runs from base 1 to 585 and encodes 194 amino acids. Gene Ontology annotation, cellular component: nucleolus. Lineage: Eukaryota; Fungi; Ascomycota; Sordariomycetes; Glomerellales; Glomerellaceae. Gene Ontology annotation, biological process: RNA processing.
AUGCCGGAGUUGUGCGAUGAGCGUCUUGACGAACUCUUGAAACAAGCGGCCAGCCGGCUACUGACGAAGAAGUCGUCACAGCCGAAGGAUUGCAGCUUGAUCGCGGUCGCUUCAACCGAGCCAACCGCGGAGCACCAGGGCCAGCCAACGGUACGAGACCAGAAGAGCCUCACGCUUCGCGAUCCUAGGCCGACAGAAGAGAAGAAUCUUGACAACGCUGGGCCUCGUUGGUUUGGCAUCCCUAAGACGGACCCCAAUGAUCCAGAACUCAAGCGGGAUUUACAAAUCCUGCAUAUGAGAGGAACUGCCAUUGACCCGAAACGACACUACAAGAAAGAGUCUCUGAAGGCCAAAGUGCCUCGUUAUGCUCACAUUGGACGUAUCGUCGAAGGGCCGACCGAGUUUUACAGCGCACGCCUGACCCGCAAGGAGAGAAAGCAGACACUAGUAGAUGAAUUGUUGAGUGCUGAAAAGGCCUCUGGCAAGUUCAGGUCCAAGUACGAGGGCAUCCAGCAGAAGAAAGCGAGCGGCAAGAAGGCCUUCUACAAGAAACUGGUAGAACAACGUCGCCGUGGCGGACGGUAA